This is a messenger RNA of Bactrocera neohumeralis, 904 nucleotides long. RefSeq lists its product as uncharacterized. NCBI's taxonomy places the organism in Eukaryota, Metazoa, Arthropoda, Insecta, Diptera, Tephritidae. The transcript has 2 exons. The record is from RefSeq and is a predicted model, not a curated record. Bases 120 to 578 code for a protein of 152 amino acids.
UGUUAAUUAGUUUCGAAAAAAAUUCUAAAUUACAACAAUUCUUUAUCACGCUUAAUAACAAGACAAACUGCUACUUACCACGCUCCAACUCAGCAGCUCGAAAAGAAAGAAAAUAAGAUAUGUUUAGCGACUGCGACAACUGUAAAUGUGACGCUAAUGGCGCUUGUGCUGAUGGACAACGUUUAAUGGGCAUGGAGCAGUUCACCCUACCCUCCUGUGAUCAGUGGCAGCCAUCGAUCGAUUUUAUGCUGUGGCCGCCGGGCAGUUGCGAGUAUGGCUGUCACGUGGGUAUGUGCCCGAAUACGAAUCCACAAACAGACUGUUGUGACGCCUAUAAAAAUCGGAAUCUGCCCAGAUCACCAUGGUCGUCCACAGUCCCUUGUCACAGCGCAACAACCAAAAGUCUCUCGUACUGCCGGCCCUGUGCGACCGCGAACCGCUGUAUGCGACGUAACCUUAUUUCUCCGGAGAAUCCAUUGUUCCACCCGACGCUAGAGUUUCGUCAGAAGGAUCUUCCGUUACAGACACCGGUGUGGCGGCCUAAUGGACCAACACAACGAUUUUCCGAGAAACUUUAAUGAACUUAAGACAUUUUACUUACAUGCAUAUCGGUGACCACAAGGCCAAACGGCUUAAGUCGAUUUUGGGCGGCUUUGAAAAAUACUCUUUAAAUGUUGUUUUUGGCGCUAAAAUCAUAUUUCAUGAUUUUAAUUGUUGAUUUUGGAUGAAAUAACUUUGAGAUGCUGAAAUUUGCUACCAAAAACCAAGAUGGAGUUAUAAUUCGGUUCCGCCUUCACUCGAUUUCAGCUGUUUUUCUUUAAGGUCACUGAUAUAUAUAAGUUCUUGAAUCGUUCUACAGAGAAUUUACAUAGUCUAAAUAAAUGUACACAAACAAAAAUUCAGU